Messenger RNA from Acipenser ruthenus (sterlet), 4091 nucleotides. RefSeq lists its product as uncharacterized. Gene Ontology annotation, molecular function: G protein-coupled receptor activity. Bases 180 to 1307 code for a protein of 375 amino acids. Gene Ontology annotation, cellular component: membrane. The transcript is spliced from 2 exons. Lineage: Eukaryota; Metazoa; Chordata; Actinopteri; Acipenseriformes; Acipenseridae. The record is from RefSeq and is a predicted model, not a curated record. Gene Ontology annotation, biological process: G protein-coupled receptor signaling pathway.
UCAGCUGACCCAAGGGCUCAUCUGCAGUAGGUGAUCUAUUUAAACUCGUAGAGUUGCAAUGAGUAGAGUUUGUCUUUAUCAUGAAAAAUCACAUGUUUGUGUAUGUCUGUUUGUCUUGGUAUGUUUAGUGCAGCUUAUAUUUUAAUAACAAUAACCAUAAUUGGUAACCAACAAACAUCAUGUUUAACAUCCAUAAUUUAACGUUAUCGCUGGAGAACGACGGCGCCACUGUGAAUGUAAGCAACUCUACAUAUGAAACUAGCGAACUCUCCAACCGGGCUGCCAAAAUCUGCAUUAUAUCCGUGCUCGGGACAUUGAUCAUUUUGGGUAACCUGGCCGUCAUCUUGGUGAUCGCUUCCUCGGUAGCUGGCUGGUCUAAAAAUACCCGGUACUUUUUGAUUUCCCUUACUGGUGCGGACGCAGCCUUGGCACUCAUCGUAAUGCCAUUAAACCUCUACGGAAGCCUGGUUAGGGAAUACAAAGACGAGCCAGACUCGUACUGCCAUGUGGUGGCAUUUUUCAACUCGUCGAUUUUCGCCUCUUGUAUCUACUCGCUGGCCACCAUAAGCCUGGAGAGAUACAUCUCUGUGUUCUACCCACUGAAGUACCCCAUCGUGUUGACGAAAAACAGGAUCCGAGCUCUGAUCGCGGUAGCUUGGUUCUUUCCACCUGUGCUACUGUUGCCGAUUUCCAUUCCUGGUGGCAUCGUGAAAGUGUACUUCUCCAGCGCCUCCUUAGUUUGCAACCCUGAUUACUCAAGUAAUGUCGCGUAUUCCCUCACUCUGACAGCCCUCAUUUUUUUCCCCUGCUCAAUCAUCAUGACGUUUGCCAAUUUCCGUCUGUGGUUUACAGCCAGGAGACAAAGAAAGAAGUUCAGAAAUUACAAGCUGGGGGUCCGCAGCAGCCCGGACUCUGCCUCCAGGGUCCUCGUGCCCGUUAUGAUUGUUUUCUACACGUGCUGGACCCCAUGUAUGAUCACCAUCCUCUACACAGCAAUUUCCCGGCACAGAGUUCCGGAGUGGGUGGAGUUUGUGGCAGUGUGGCUGCCCAGUGCUAAUGGCUUUCUCAACUGCAUCGUCUACUUCUGGCUGAACCGCAGCUUCCGCAGGAAGUUCCAGCUGCUGGGGCGGAGGCUGUGUCUGCCAGUGUUCCCUGAGGUGGGCAUGGGAGUGGGGAUCAGGGGCCCAGCUGACAUCAGUGCGGUGAGUCAAGCAUGGGAGAACAACAAUUCCAUUCCAGAGCGUUCUUGCAGCAUGUCCUCCAGCUGCACCCUGCUGCCCCACCAUGCCACAGAGAGCUACCUAUAACAGCAUGUUGCUUUUUCCCUUCAGCCAGGUACUUGCAUUGUUGCACACUGAACAAACAACCAGUCGCUUGGUUGGGUGCAUCUGUCAACUCUCCAUCAUACUUGGAGCAACUUGAUUACAGUGAUGUUUCCACAUGAAACACAAUGCAAGUUUCGGGCAACUAGAAACCUAUUUGGAACAUUUUCUCAACGUGCAAAGUUUAACCAACAAAACAUUAUUUUCAGCAUUAUAGUGAAAAUUAUUAUCUACAAAUAGUUGCUUCAACAGCUACCAGAAAACAAUGCUUUGUGUUUCAGGGUCUUUAUGUAUUUGACAUCUGCCACAAUGGGUCUUUUUUAAGGUUAAAUAUCAUGUUUUAGAAUAUCUUGCAUAAAUGUUUUGGGAAAAAAAAGCAGUAAUGGCCAAAAAUGCACAAUGAAUCCUAAGAAUUCAUAUGGAUUAAGUGUUGCCAACAUUUGUCCUGCAACAUAGUUUAUUGGCAUUCAAUCUUUUCAGUUCAACUAUGUUACAGGUUCUUUUCCUUUUUAAUUAUGUGUUUUUUUACCCUAUUAUACUAGCCCCUAAAUAUGGAGCAGGAGUAGUAUAAAUAUAACUAAUCCACAACUGAGAUGAGAAUAUUUUUGCAUUUGUGGAAAGUAGAUCAUUUAAACUUAAGAGUUAUUGACAGCUGGUGCUGGAAUAAGGGGGCAUAUCAUUGGGGAUGAUUUUGAAGCAGCUCUGCCAACAUUUAGAAUCCUGCCCAGUCUGCCUUACAUUUAAAAAAAAAAAAAAAAUUCAUUUUAAAAGUCAAAACCUGCCUAGUUCUUUGGGGUUUACACUUAAUUGGAGUUAACGGAAACACCAUUUUAUCUAUGAGGUUUGCAUGCAUUUCUUCAUUUGCUCCCCACCUUCCACCCCACCUCAAUUUUUGUUUGUUUCAUGGGCAAUGGAGUCUAUUUAAAUUGCUAUUAAAAUAUAUGGAUGUGCAGCAUAUAAUUUAGUCUAAUGUAGCCUCCUACCUGGUAAUACUGUACAGGAAGCUAUGCCAAAAGAUGCAACAUGCUGUUCUGUACUCGCACUUAAAGCUGCAUAAAGCUAUCCGUCUUAGUUAAUAUUAUUUUCUGUUUGUUACCGAGUAAUUCACAUUCAUUUCUGUGUUGUUGACACAAGUCACAUAAUCUGAACUCUUUGUUUUGCACUGGUUAAGUUCUCACUAAUAUCACAGCAAGUUAUUUAUUUUUAAUGUAUAGUUGCAAUGUAGUUGGAAUGUUUUGUAAUAUAUAAUUUAUUCUGCCCCACUUUGGGGCGUCCUGGGGCUUACUACGCUAUAGAUACCUUGGCUGAUCACGCCUACAUUUCACUUGUCAAUGCCAAGCAACUAGAACUGGAGAGAAGCCAAGUCAAAAAGCCCUUAACAAACAGACAAAUGAACUAUAUAUAUAUAUUAUUGCAGCAUAUUGCAGCAGUAAUUGUGAACAUCAUAAAAUGGUAAGAUCACAAAAAAAAUUGCCACGGCCUCUAAUAAAUAUCGACCCUUCCUACCGUGAAUGCAAGAUCCAUUUAUAACCCAUGUAGGGGAUCCCAGGCACUUUAAAUGGCAGCUACAAGCCAUAUUUGUUUCCCUUAAGUGCUGUGGACAAGUAAACAGACCUAUCGGGACCAGUACUCAGAAAUCUGAAGAAUAUGCUUAACCUUGAAAGUUCAUCUACUAUCCUCAUGUCAUAUAUCAUCUGAAGGUUGCAGUAUAAUAACUGGUUUAAACAAUCUGUGCAUUUUAAUAAUUCAUUUUGUAAAUGCUCAUUUAAUAUACGUAAUUAACAAAUACUCCAUGUCCUGUAAUGGUUUAAAUACCCUGUUAAUGCUGCUUUUGAAUGUAAAUAAUUCUUACCUUGGGAUGCUGAAAUCCACACAAGGGUAUGUGGAAUUCAUCUUCCCAAACAAAGAAACACUAUUCCAGGUAAUCUUGGUCUUUUUCAUCCAAAAGUGUAAGGGAAAAAAAACUAAACUGAAAAAUGCCCACAAAACAAAUAUACUACCACAGUUCUUUAAGUAAAGGUUUACACAUUGGAUGGAUUGUGGGGAGCAGGUGGGUCAACGUGUGUCUUUAAAAUAUAUGAUGCAUACAAAUGGUUGCUUUAGAUAUCUGGCAAAUCUUUUCCAUCUUUUUGCCAUUGAAAUUGUCUUAUUUAAGGACAUUUGGUAAAUGAAGGAAGAAUCAUGCAUUUACCAAUGUAAAUCAACUGGUUAGAUCAUCCCCAGUAUCCAGCAAAUGCCAUUGGUUAGAAUGUUGCCAUAGUUCUAAAUUCUCAGUUUAUGAAUGUUAGCAUAAUAGUGUAGAUAAUACUGAAUGUAUAUCAUUUUCUAUAGGAAAGUGUUUAACAUUUUUGCACUAAUCUACAGCCGCAGUCUGUCGGUAUGGCAGAGGCGAAUUAAUUCUGUUGUAGAAAAGGAGAAUCGUGUGUCAAACAUUUUAUCGUAAUGGCAUAAAAUAUUAAAUAGGUAGUCUGGUAUCACAGUGUUAUGGGGUAAUUAAUAAUAUAGUUAAGAAAUUGUCUAUUUGUGUUUAUUGCAUGAAAAACGUAUUUACUUAAUUUAUUAAACAGAUUAAUAAAGAUAUUGAUUAAUUUAUUGUGUAUCAUACCGUAUUUGUUAAAUGUUUUGUUUUACUGUUAUAAAAAAAUGAAAAAAAAAUGAACAAAUUGAUUUAUAAAAUUUUUGUGAUUUAAGAAAGUGCUUAUUUUUGUUUUGUAUUUGCAAAAAAAGUUGAAUUGUUAAGACAAUAAAGCUUUACGCCUUCAUUGUAAA